This is a messenger RNA of Bufo bufo (common toad), 4009 nucleotides long. It is a transcript of the gene DNA2, whose product is annotated as DNA replication helicase/nuclease 2. The coding region runs from base 47 to 3187 and encodes 1046 amino acids. Gene Ontology annotation, molecular function: single-stranded DNA helicase activity; 5'-flap endonuclease activity. Gene Ontology annotation, biological process: replication fork reversal. NCBI's taxonomy places the organism in Eukaryota, Metazoa, Chordata, Amphibia, Anura, Bufonidae. Gene Ontology annotation, cellular component: cytoplasm. The record is from RefSeq and is a predicted model, not a curated record. The transcript is spliced from 21 exons.
UAGAGCACAGCCGGCUUCUUGUCUCGGCGUACACGGUGCAUGAGCCAUGGAGACCCCCGGCGAGGACGAGCUGCUGGAGAUGAUGAUGGAGAGAAGCUUCACAGACUUAGACGAGAAGGCCAGGGACAGGCCUCCUAAGAAAAUUAUUCCCAGGACUAAACUCUGCAGAGGUCUGUACAAUAGAUAUUGUGUUCUGGAUGUGAAGGAGGUGUAUGCGCCCAGAGAGGAGAAGCACCUCACUAUUACAGCUCACCAGGAGGGAGAAGACACAGAACUCUGCAUUCUUAAGGAUGACUGGGUUGGAAUUCAAGUGAAACCGGGAGAUGUUAUUCACCUGGAGGGUAAUGCAGCACUGCCAAAUACAUGGACUGUGGACAAGGAUUCUGGAUAUAUCAUAUUAUUCCCUGACCUGCUCAUAUCUGGGACCAGCAUAGCAAAUGGUAUUCGAUGCUUACGGAGAUCAGUGCUGAGUGAGAAAUUCAAGGUUUGUGAAAAAGGUUCAAGGCAAAUGUUGAUUGGUACAAUGUUGCAUGACGUCUUCCAGAAAGCAACAACUUGUGGUUUUGGGGAGAAAGUUUUGCAAAACCUCGCUCUCCAGACUGUUUAUGGACCCAAAUAUCUGAAAGAAAUGUACCAAUUAAACUUAAAUCAAGCUGACGUUUUCCAAGAAAUUGAGGAAUAUCUUCCAUCAUUCCAAAGAUGGACAAAUGACUAUAUGACACCUGUGUCACAAACGAAGAGGACACUUGGCACAUCUGCUGGAAGCAUUACAGAUACAAGAGCUGUUCAGGUGUCUGAGUUCCUGGACAUUGAGGAAAAUGUUUGGUCACCUAGAUUUGGCCUAAAGGGAAAAAUUGAUGUAACUGCCAAAGUGAAGAUACAUCAGAAAUCAAAAUCUGUUAAAAUAAUGCCACUUGAACUGAAGACUGGUAAAGAAUCAAACUCAAUAGAACACAGGAGCCAGGUAAUUUUGUAUACUUUAUUAAGUCAAGAAAGGAGAGAAGAUCCUGAAGCCGGCUUGCUUUUAUAUCUGAAAACAGGAAAUAUGUACACUGUGCCUGCAAAUCGUCUGGACAAAAGAGAAUUAUUAAAAAUAAGAAAUGAGUUGUCAUUUUAUUUAAAGAAUGUGGUACAUAAAUCUGACAACGGAACCAGAGAAAUUAAACUUGCCUCUCUACCCUCACUCAUUGCUGACAAACAAGCUUGCAGAUUUUGUUCUCAACUUCGGAAUUGUGCACUUUACAGCAGGUCUGUGGAGCAGCAGAGUGGUAGUUUCUAUAUUCCUAAUGACAUGCUUCCAGUUAUUGAGAGCGAGACUGCACAUCUGAAAGCCUCUCAUCUGCAGUACUUCAGUCUCUGGUAUCUCAUGUGCUCUUUAGAAACAAUAUCAAAAGAUUCAAAAAUGGGCCGAAAAAAUAUCUGGAUGCUAUCAUCUGAAGAAAGAGAAGAGGAUGGGCAGUGCGUUGGAAACCUCAAUUGUAUAGGAAGUGUACAGAGUAUAAGUGAUGGACAAUACCUCCAUUGCUUUCAGCGUCGGGCUGGUGAUAUUCCUGCUACAAACCUAAUAACAGGAGACAGAGUUGUAGUUAGCGGAGAGGAAAUGAAGUUCCUCGCUCUCUCCACCGGUUACAUCAAAGAGGUGAACAGAAAUAAUAUAACCUGCAUUUUGGACAGAAGUCUGGCCAAGAUACCGCAAGGUACUGCAUUUAGAUUGGAUCACGAGGAGGGAGGUGGUGGCAUGGAAUCUCACCUGGGGAACCUGUCCAAGCUGAUGGUAAAUUCACCUGCAAGUGAGAAGCUUAGAGAUUUAAUUAUAGAUUUUAAAAAGCCAGGCUUUAUUCAACAUUUAAGCAGCGUUCUACCUCCCGAUGCAAAGGACACUGUGGCUAACAUAUUGAAAGGCCUCAAUAAGCCUCAGAAGCAAGCCAUGAAACGUGUUCUCUUAUCUACGGAUUAUACACUGAUUGUUGGCAUGCCAGGAACGGGGAAGACCACCACCAUCUGCACUUUAGUACGAAUUCUCUAUGCCUGUGGCUUUAGCGUCUUGCUGACCAGUUAUACUCACUCUGCAGUAGAUAAUAUUCUCUUGAAAAUUAAAAAAUUUAAAGUUGGAUUUUUACGAUUGGGUAGAACACAGAAAAUACACCCGGAAGUUCAGAAAUUUGGUGAGGAAGAAAUCUGCAAAACGAAGUCCAUAAAGUCACUAAGUGCUCUAGAAGAACUCUACAACAGUCAGCCAGUAGUUGCGACCACAUGCAUGGGCGUCAAUCAUCCAAUCUUCACCAGAAGGAGGUUUGACUUCUGCAUCAUAGAUGAAGCAUCUCAAAUAAGUCAGCCAAUCUGCCUUGGCCCCUUGUUUUUUGCCGACAGAUUUGUGUUAGUGGGAGACCAUCAGCAACUCCCACCACUCGUCCAAAGUGCAGAAGCCAGGGAAUUGGGAAUGAGUGAGAGUUUGUUCAAGAGGCUGGAGAGGAACCAGGAUGCUGUUGUCCAGCUCACUGUGCAGUAUCGUAUGAAUAGCAAGAUAAUGGCUCUGAGCAAUAAGCUAGUAUAUGAAGGGCGGCUAGAAUGCGCCUCUGAGCGUGUGUCCGCUGCCAUCAUCCAUCUACCUCAGCUCCAGUCUCUGCAGCUGGAGUUGGAAUUCAGGGAGUCCCCAGAAAAUGCGUGGGUCAGAGAUGUUUUACAACCAAGCAACCCAGUCUUCUUUCUGAAUACAGAGGAGAUUCCUGCUUUAGAAACAGAAGAAAAAUGCGGUGUCAGUAACUCGAUUGAAGCCAAGUUGGUGUUCCUAUUAACGUCUCUGUUCCUGAAGGCUGGAAGCAAGCCCUCCGACAUCGGGAUCAUCGCUCCAUAUCGUCAGCAAUUGAAAGUGAUCUCUGGCUAUUUUACUAACUUGUCAUACAGCGCUGUAGAGGUUAACACCGUGGACAAAUACCAGGGAAGAGACAAAAGUAUUAUCAUUUUGUCAUUCGUUAGAAGUAAUAUUGAAGGGAAACUUGGGGAUCUUCUAAAGGAUUGGAGGAGACUGAAUGUGGCCCUCACACGAGCCAAGCACAAGCUCGUAAUGAUCGGCUGUGUUCCUACACUGUGUCGCUUUGAAUCCCUGGAGAAGCUAAUCUGCCAUCUGCGGAGUGAAAACCUCAUUAUGAAUCUCCCUCCAGGAGCUCAUGAACACUUUCCAAUGUGAUCCAUGCGAUUGCGUAUACGGUGGAUAUCAUUUCAAGAUUUCAAUAGCUGCUUUACUUUUCCAGAGGAGAUUCUUUCAAAGACAAUCACUGGACCUAAUGUGAUUUGUUGUUAAUGCUGCUGGAAAAUUCCCGUGUAUAGAAGUGUCCUGUACGUGUAGUGACCCUGCUUUGUUACCGUUCCUGUCGUAACCUGGAUAUAAAUGUAGCUGUUGCAAUGAAAUGGUUAUUGAAGGGGUUCUCCCAUAAGUGUCUGAUCGGCUGUGGUCCAACUGCUGGGAUGGAGCCUUGUAUUUGAAUGGACCAGUGGUCACUCCUGCACAAUUCCCCUCCAUUCAAUUCUGUUGGACUGCCGGAGACAGCCAACCGCGUGUACUCGGCUACUUAUGGCAGUCCCGUAGAGUUGGAUGGGGGGUGGUAGUGUGCAUACUUGACCACUGAUGGCAUUCAGACGUGGUAUCCAGUGACUGGACACCUGCGAACCAGACAUUAAAUACAUAUCCUGAGGAUAAUGGGACAACCCUCUUGAGUGUUAGUUCAUUAUAUUGAUUAUUUGGUAAUCGAAGCACAUUCCUGACCUCCAUCUCAUCCAGUCUCUUGAUGUUAGUUUUAGAUUAACCAUCUCCUUUGUAAAAAGCGGUGUACGUUUCGGAUACACUAAAGAGCAGUCACAUUGAUGUUGCGUGCACACAUGUAGCCGCUCAUUCAUGUAAAGUAAUACGCUAUAAUAAUAAUUUUGUUGUGACUGGAAAAUGUUCAGAGUUCAAUCUUGCCUCACUGGUCUACAGUAAUUAAGCUAUGGUCUAAACUAAUUUAUGUGUUUG